AUGCGCCCCACGGGUGGUGUUAAACGCAAAUACCCUUCCUUAGAGAUUCUUAAACGCGUCCGGGAAGGAUACCAUUUGGAGGCCUCGGUACCACUGGGGCAUAAAAUCCCCCGGACGGAUGAACCAGGGGACGUUGUCACAUCCCAAGUGGAGCGCUACGCGGCGUUGGCCCACGGGACCGUUCGCAUCCACCGGGGGAUCUCCCCGGCCUCUCUAUUUAUGAGCCUACGGCGGGCCCCCGUGGGGGUGACCUGUGCGGACACCGGCCGUUACACCCUGGUCUUUCUGAAGCCCUCCUUUUGGCUGACCUGGUGGCCCGUCGAGGCGCGGAACUGCCGGGCUGCAACCCAAACGCACACGACCGUGUCGCUCGAGGAGAGAGUCCGGCUUGGGGUCUUUCAUGAGCCUGAGAUCCCAACCCCGGACGCGUUCCCCUCCCCAUCGGAGGUCAAGCGGUCCUCUUACUGGCAGAAGGAGGACGAGGAAGAAGGGAGGGGAGAAGACCGACCAGGAGCGGUACCCACGACGGAAGCGCCCAGUACGGAGUUGUACCACUAUGAGGCGUCUCGAUUUACUAAGAUCUCCCACCCACCACUCCUGGAGUAUGGCUUAGAUUCUUUGAACUUGGUGAGUGAGCUUACACCAAUGCUCCUCGCGGAAUGUCUUGUGAAAAUCCUCAUAGAGGAGUGUUUUCUGACGGGUGAUAUCGGCCGAUAUUCUUUCCUGUACCGUGGAUGUCACUUGCUCAGUGAAAGUGGCUUCCAGAUGUUGUUUUCGAAUUUGUUAACGCAAUGUGUAGCUGGCGAUCAGGACCAAUCCCAACCCAUACGGGUUUGUGUAUUUUCUAAAUUUUGA
Messenger RNA from Phytomonas sp. Hart1, 855 nucleotides. NCBI's taxonomy places the organism in Eukaryota, Euglenozoa, Kinetoplastea, Trypanosomatida, Trypanosomatidae. The record is from the annotation of a GenBank genome assembly.